Molecule: messenger RNA, 4621 nt
Organism: Drosophila serrata
Lineage: Eukaryota; Metazoa; Arthropoda; Insecta; Diptera; Drosophilidae
Gene: Ser
Product: protein serrate
Biological process (GO): cell communication; Notch signaling pathway; multicellular organism development
Cellular component (GO): membrane
Molecular function (GO): Notch binding; calcium ion binding
Source: RefSeq, a predicted model, not a curated record
CAUCAUCGCCCAAACGCCCACAGAAUGUACACAAUGUUUAGGAAACAUUUUCGGCGAAAAUCAACGUCGGAAUCUGGCGAAGAAACAGCAUCCGAAGACAGCCUGAGAAUGUCUACAAGGGCGGCGACAAAGAGACAGCGCCUGAGGCCCCGGACUCUCCUUCCUUCGCCGCUUGUCGAUUGUCGAUCAUUAAAGUCUGCCUGCAACUUAAUUGCUUUAAUUUUAAUACUGUUAGUCCAUAAGAUAUCCGCAGCCGGUAACUUCGAGCUGGAAAUAUUAGAAAUCUCAAACACCAACAGCCAUCUGCUGAGCGGCUAUUGCUGCGGCAUGCCAUCGGAAUUAAGGGCCACCAAGACGAUGGGCUGCUCACCAUGCACAACGGCAUUCCGGCUGUGCCUGAAGGAGUACCAGACCACGGAGCAGGGUGCCAGCAUAUCCACGGGCUGCUCAUUCGGCAACUCCACCACCAAGAUACUCGGCGGCUCCAGCUUCGUGCUCAGCGAUCCGGGAGUGGGAGCCAUUGUGCUGCCCUUUACGUUUCGCUGGACGAAGUCGUUUACGCUGAUACUGCAGGCGUUGGAUAUGUACAACACAUCCUAUCCAGAUGCGGAGAGGUUAAUUGAGGAAACAUCAUACUCGGGCGUGAUACUGCCAGCGCCGGAGUGGAAGACGCUGGACCACAUCGGCCGCAACGCCCGGAUCACCUACCGCGUCCGGGUGCAAUGCGCCGUUACCUACUACAACACGACCUGCACGACCUUCUGCCGGCCGCGCGACGAUCAGUUCGGCCACUACGCCUGCGGCUCCGAGGGUCAGAAGCUCUGCCUCAACGGCUGGCAGGGCGUCAACUGCGAGGAGGCCAUCUGCAAGACCGGCUGCGAUCCCGUCCAUGGCAAGUGCGAUCGACCCGGUGAAUGCGAAUGCAGACCCGGCUGGCGAGGUCCCCUGUGCAGCGAGUGCAUGGUCUAUCCCGGCUGCAAGCAUGGGUCCUGCAACGGCAGUGCCUGGAAGUGCGUCUGCGACACCAACUGGGGCGGCAUACUGUGCGAUCAAGAUUUAAAUUACUGCGGCACCCAUGAACCCUGCAAGCAUGGCGGCACCUGCGAGAACACCGCCCCGGACCAGUACCGCUGCACAUGCGCCGAGGGACUGUCGGGCGAGCAGUGCGAGAUUGUGGAGCACCCGUGCGCCACGCAGCCCUGCCGCAACGGCGGCACAUGUACGCUCAAGCCCAUGAAUGCAACGCGACCGCCAAUGUACCGCAUCAUGCGCGGCAUGGGCUCCCUGGGAAAACCGAUAAGCCGCCGCGAAUCAAUCCGCAGCCUGGAGCACCUGCGCCUCAAGGAGGACGCGGCGCGGAAUGGCAGCGGCCCGAGCCUGGGACGGGGGGCAGUGAGCCUUGUGGCCCAGCAGCAGCAGCCACUGAUGACGCCGCCGGCCGCCGGCUUCACUUGCGGCUGUGCGGCCGGAUGGACGGGACCGACAUGCGAAAUAAACAUCGACGAGUGCGCCGGGGGUCCCUGCGAGCAUGGUGGCACUUGCGUGGACUUAAUCGGCGGCUUUCGCUGCGAGUGUCCGCCGGAGUGGCGCGGCGGCGUCUGCGAGGAGGACUUCAACGAGUGCGAGGCACCGCAUGCUCCGGGACUGCCGCCCAACUCCCUGCUGACCACCACGGCCAGUGCCAUUAUUGGAGGGAAUCUGAGCAGCUCCGAGCUCCUCGCGGCGCUGACCCGCGCCGUGGAGUCCUCGGCCUCGGCGAUCGGACCCUGCAUCAAUGCCCGGGAGUGCCGCAACCAGCCGGGCUCCUUCGCCUGCGUCUGCCUGGAGGGCUGGGGCGGACCCACCUGCGCCGAGAACCUGGACGACUGCAUGGGCCAGUGCCGUAACGGAGCCAGCUGCAUUGACCUGGUCAACGACUACAAGUGCGCCUGUGCCCCCGGCUACACGGGCCGGGACUGCGAGACGGACAUCGACGAGUGCGCCACCUCGCCCUGCCGCAACGGGGGCGAGUGCCAGGACAUGGUGGGCAAGUUCAACUGCAUCUGCCCGCUGGGCUACUCGGGAUCCCUGUGCGAGGAGGCCAAGAACCACUGCGCCUCGUCGCCCUGCAUUCAGGGCAGUUGCCACAACACGCCCGGCAGCUUCUAUUGCUACUGCCCACCGGAUCGCGCCGGCAAGCUGUGUGAGCAACUGCGUCCGCUCUGCUCCCAGCCACCUUGCAACGAGGGCUGCUUUGCGAAUGUCACUUUGGCGGCAACCGGGCAACCAUCGUCCUCAGCCACGACUUCCACUUCGAGUUCCGCCACCUCCUCCACCUCCUCCUCCUCCUCCUCCUCCUCCGUGGCCAGCACGAUGACAACGCCGAGCGGUUUGCCCUGCAGCGGGCAAGGCAGCUGCGAGACGGGCGACGCGGGAACCUUCUGCAAGUGCCAUGUGGGCCACACCGGCACCUUCUGCGAGCACAAUCUCAACGAAUGCUCGCCGAAUCCUUGUCGAAACGGGGGAAUUUGCCUUGACGGCGACGGCGACUUUACAUGCGAGUGCAUGUCGGGCUGGACAGGUAAGCGGUGCUCGGAACGCGCCACCGGCUGCUAUGCCGGGCAGUGCCAGAACGGCGGCACCUGCAUGCCCGGAGCCCCAGACAAGGCCUUGCAGCCCCACUGCCGCUGUGCUCCCGGCUGGACGGGACUCUUCUGCGCCGAGGCCAUUGACCAGUGCCGCGGGCAGCCGUGCCACAAUGGCGGCACCUGUGAGUCGGGCGCGGGCUGGUUCCGCUGCGUCUGUGCCCAGGGAUUCUCCGGUCCGGACUGCCGCAUCAAUGUCAAUGAGUGCUCGCCCCAGCCUUGCCAGGGCGGAGCCACCUGCAUCGACGGCAUUGGAGGCUAUAGCUGCAUCUGUCCCCCAGGACGACAUGGUCUACGAUGUGAGAUAUUGCUCUCUGAUCCCAAGUCCGCCUGCCUGAACGUCAGCAACACCAUCUCCCCGUACACGGCUCUGAACCAGAGCCAGAACUGGCUGGACAUUGCCUUGACCGGAAGAAGGGACGACGACGAGCACUGCAAUGCCUGUGUCUGCGAGAAUGGAACCUCCAGGUGCACUAACCUCUGGUGCGGACUGCCCAAUUGCUACAAGCUGCUGGAUCCCCUGUCCAAGUCCUCGAAUCUCUCCGGCGGCGGAGUGUGCAAGCAGCACGAGGUAUGUGUCCCAGCGCUGGGCGAGACCUGCCUCUCGCCGCCCUGCAAUCUGCGUGGGGAUUGCCGUGCCCUGGAGCCAUCGCGCCGCGUGGCUCCCCCCAGUCUGCCGGCCAAGGCCAGCUGCUGGCCAAACCAGGCGGUGGUCAAUGAGAACUGUGCCCGGCUCACCAUCCUCUUGGCUUUGGAGCGCGUCGGCAGAGGGGCCUCUGUGGAGGGUCUGUGCUCCCUGGUGCGCGUCCUGCUGGCCGCUCAGCUGGCCAAGGAGCCGGGCAGUACUGGCGGUCAGGAGGGGCAGCAGGGAAUGCUCAUGGUCCUGUGCGAUCUCAAAACAGGCACCAAUGACACCGUCGAGCUGACUGUGUCCUCCAGUAGACUGAAUGACCCGCAGUUGCCGGUGGCGGUGAGACUCUUGGGCGAACUGCUCAGCUCCCGGCAGCUGAACGGCAUCCAGCGGCGCAAGGAACUGGAGAUGCAGCAGCUCCAGCUGGCGGCUCUAACCUCCAUUGUGGAGGUGAAGCUAGAGACGGCCAGCGUGACGGAUGGGUCGCGGCACAGCCUGCUGAUCGGAGUCCUUUGCGGCGUGUUCAUUGUCCUGGUGGGUUUCUCGGUGUUCAUCAGCCUCUACUGGAAGCAGCGGCUGGCCUAUCGCAGCAGCUCGGGCAUGAACCUGACGCCCUCCCUGGACGCCCUGCGGCACGAGGAGGAGAAGUCCAACAACCUGCAGAAUGAAGAGAACCUGCGUCGCUACACGAAUCCUUUGAAGGGAAGCACUAGCUCCUUGAGAGCAGCCACCGGCAUGGAGCUGAGCCUGAAUCCCUCGCCCGAGCUGGCAGCAGCGGCCAGUGGCUCCGCCCUGCACCGCUCCCAGCCGCUGUUCCCGCCCUGCGACUUCGAGCGGGAGCUGGACUCCAGCGCCAGCCUGAAGCAGGCGGCGGCCCACAAGCGCAGCUCCCAGAUCCUGCUGCACAAGACCCAGAACUCGGACAUGCGCAAGAACACGGUGGGCUCGCUGGACAGUCCGCGCAAGGACUUUGGCAAGCGCUCGAUCAACUGCAAGUCCCUGCCACCCUCGCCGGGUGACGAGGUGGGCCCCGAUGUACUGGCCACCACUGUUAUGGUUUAGCCAUGAUCUCACCAACCCAUCAGCCAAGCAAUCAAUCCAGCAAGCAAUCAAUCAAUCAAUCAGCAACCAUGCAGCCGCCCACAGCCACAGCUCAAAGUUCCAAUUGCCACAGCACGGGCGCGAUUUCCAAGUGCAUUAGUAGCGUUAUGUUAAAGUAUAAAUCGAAUUUAGGUAUAGAGGGACUCCACACGGGGAAGGGCAUACGUAAUCUUGCAUCUAAUCUUGCUAGAAAGGGUGGGUUUUACUCUUUGGACAGUUCUUGGUAAUUUUGGUAUAGUUUUUCAACCAUGUAUUUAUUUAAUUA